AACAGUCUUGACCGGACUCUGGCUGUGUCGCCGUGGAGCGGAAAGGGCAGGAUUUCGGCGCAGCCGUCGGUGACACCAUGGAGAACGAGUUCACAUACGAAGAUUAUCAGCGCACCGCCGAGUGGCUUCGGUCUCACACGAAACAUCGACCUCAAGUGGCAGUGAUCUGUGGUUCCGGCUUAGGAGGGCUGACCGCUAAAUUAACUCAGCCUCAGGCCUUUGACUACAAUGAGAUACCCAACUUUCCCCAAAGCACAGUGCAAGGCCAUGCGGGUCGCCUGGUGUUUGGAUUCCUGAAUGGCAGAUCCUGUGUGAUGAUGCAGGGCCGGUUCCACAUGUAUGAAGGGUACUCGCUGUCAAAGGUGACGUUCCCAGUGAGAGUUUUCCAUCUUCUGGGUGUGGACACUUUGGUGGUCACCAAUGCUGCUGGAGGACUCAACCCCAAAUUUGAAGUUGGAGAUAUCAUGCUGAUCCGUGACCACAUCAACCUGCCUGGGUUCUGUGGCCAGAACCCUCUCCGAGGCCCCAACGAUGAAAGGUUUGGAGUUCGUUUUCCUGCCAUGUCUGAUGCUUAUGACCGGGAUAUGAGGCAGAAGGCUUUCAAUGCCUGGAAACAAAUGGGGGAGCAACGAGAACUACAAGAAGGCACCUACAUAAUGUCAGCAGGUCCCACCUUUGAGACUGUGGCGGAGAGCUGUCUGCUAAGGAUGCUGGGAGCAGAUGCUGUUGGCAUGAGCACAGUCCCAGAAGUUAUCGUUGCGAGACACUGUGGGCUCCGUGUCUUUGGUUUCUCACUCAUUACUAACAAGGUUGUCAUGGAUUACAACAACUUGGAGAAGGCCAGUCACCAGGAAGUUCUGGAGGCCGGGAAAGCAGCUGCACAGAAAUUGGAGCAGUUUGUCUCCAUUCUUAUGGAGAGCAUUCCACCCCGUGAGCGUGCCAACUGACUGGCCGCGGAGUGAUCUGGUGCUCCCCCAGGGGGGUCCAAGUAGCUGUCUACUUUGGUCACUUGCUGGGUCGCUAGUCCCUGUUCUUAGAGUCUAGCAGAAAGGAAAGAGGAGGUGCCUACCCUUCACCUUCCCGAUAGAUAUCCUUCUACUGCUCCGAUGCCUGGUCCUCUUACUUAGUUGCCUUCUCAAAUUAACUUUCAUUCCUCUGGAAGAGCUGGAGCCCAUUUCCCAGCACACUUGGGAUCUAUGUAUGCCUUCAAUCAGUAUCUUUCUACAUCCCGAGGAUGACAGACACGUUCUGGGCUCCUCUGCUUUCCCUAAAGCCACAAAGACCAAAGACCAACCCCAUACCUCUUGGAUUUUAUGUAGUAUUAUAAUGUUUUGAGAAUAAAGAGAUCGGAUACUUUU
Rattus norvegicus (Norway rat) is the source of this 1358-nucleotide messenger RNA. It is a transcript of the gene Pnp, whose product is annotated as purine nucleoside phosphorylase. The coding region runs from base 78 to 947 and encodes 289 amino acids. Gene Ontology annotation, cellular component: cytosol. Gene Ontology annotation, biological process: nucleoside metabolic process. Lineage: Eukaryota; Metazoa; Chordata; Mammalia; Rodentia; Muridae. The record is from RefSeq and is marked validated. The transcript is spliced from 6 exons. Gene Ontology annotation, molecular function: purine-nucleoside phosphorylase activity; catalytic activity; pentosyltransferase activity.